GAUUCUGGGAGGUGUGGCAAAAGCGUCAAUCCCACUGGGAAGGGAAAAGAGAAACCAGUUGAACUUGAACAUUUGGAGUCCAGGGGUUUGCAGACCAUUGGGGCAUAGAAGGCAUCUCGAAGAGAACCGGACAAUGUCUCUGUAUUGUAGAACAUUUUUCAGGAGGAAAUCUUUUGGGUGCUAUAGGCUGCUGUCAACCUAUGUCACUAAGGCACGAUACUUAUUUGAAUUGAAGGAAGAUGAAGAGGCCUGCAGGAAGGCUCAGCAGACAGGAGUGUUUUACCUCUUUCAUGACCUGGAUCCUUUGCUCCAGGCGUCAGGACAUCGAUACCUGGUGCCCCGGCUUAGCCGAGCAGAGUUGGAAGGGCUGCUGGGUAAGUUCGGACAGGAUUCGCAAAGAAUUGAAGAUUCGGUGCUGGUUGGGUGCUCCGAGCAGCAGGAAGCAUGGUUUGCUUUGGAUCUAGGUCUGGAGAGUGUCUCCGCCAGCCGUGCCUCCUUGCCGAAAUCUGAAAUGGAAGCAGAGCUCGGAGGUUCUUUCAUCAAGCUGAGGCAGGCUCUUUUCCAGCUGAACUCGGUGGACUCCUCCUUGCUGUUCACGGCUCAGGCUCUUCUCCGCUGGCAUGACGGUCAUCAGUUCUGCAGCAAAAGUGGGCAGCCCACCCAGAAGAACAUGGCUGGCAGCAAGCGAGUGUGUCCCUCCAGUAAAAUCAUCUAUUAUCCACAGAUGGCGCCCGUAGUGAUCACACUGGUGUCAGAUGGGGCCCGAUGCCUACUUGCCCGCCAGAGUUCCUUUCCCAAGGGGUUAUAUUCUGCCCUGGCAGGUUUCUGUGACAUAGGUGAAAGUGUGGAAGAGGCUGUCCAUCGAGAAGUUGCGGAAGAGGUGGGCCUGGAAGUGGAAAACUUACAGUACUCUGCGUCCCAGCACUGGCCCUUUCCCAAUAGCUCCCUCAUGAUCGCUUGUCAUGCAACCGUGAAACCAGGGCACACAGAGAUUCAGGUGAACUUGAAGGAACUAGAGGCAGCCGCCUGGUUCAGUCUUGAUGAGGUGACCACAGCCCUGAGGAGAAAGGGCUCCUUGGCUCUGCAGCCCAGUGAGGCUUCCUCAUUGUUGCUGCCUCCCAAGUUAGCCAUUGCCCACCACUUGAUUAAGAAGUGGGUGGAGACACUGAGCUGUUCUUCCCUGGCUGCUUAGCUCAAAUGGAGCCGUUUGGAUCCCUCCUGGGCAUUGCUGCAGGGGACUCUGGAGAUGAACUGCGAAGGGAGGUGACAAAGCCUCCCAGGGCAGAGGCUCUCUGAGGAGUUCCACUGCCAGAAGUGCCUUCUAAUGCUCCACGGAAAAUGUUGGUGUAAACUGGAUAGAGCAGCUUGACCUGUACUUGUCCCAGCUACCAUGGAGGCGGAGGUGAGAGCGUCGCUUUUGCCCAGGACAACCGGGACAACAUAUUAGACACCGUCACUUAAAAAGAAAAUAAAAACUGUAAGGAGUUGACUGAUGAGAUGCUAACAGUGCAAAGCUGAGGGGAGGUUGCUGACUGGCUUGGGUGUAGCCCAAGACUGUGGGAACAACAUCCUCCUGGACUGGCUGAUGCUGGAUUUAUAGGAACUGCCAAACGUGCCAGGGUGAUUUAUCUUACUGCCAAAAUAUUAACAAUUCUCAACUCACAUUUGAGUUGCUUCUGUCCUCACAGAAAAAUAACAUUUUAUGUGCUUUCGAAUUUGUGUGAAGGUAUAUUUUUUAUAUUAUUAUUAUUUGCAUAAGCGUUUGCCUGUGUGUAUGUCUCUGUACAACAUGCAAUGCCUAGUUCCUGUGGAGGCCAAAAGAGGGUGUGGGUCCCUGGAACUGAAGCUAGACUGUGGUGAGCUGCCAAAUGGGUGCUGGGAAUCAAGCCUGGGUCUUCCAGAUGAGCAGCACCGAGCCAUCUCUCCAACACCUACAGACACGCACUCCCAUGUGUGGCAGUCAAAGGUUGACUUUUUAGUAGCCGUUGUCGCUGCAGAUCAAACCUAGGGCUUCCUGCUUGGUAGAGACAUGCUCUACCAUGGAGGCGCAUCCUCAGCCCAAAAGUUAGGGUUCUGUUUUUGUGUUGAAGCUCUGAAGGGAUGAGGGAAGUGGAAGCAUAGGUCUUCCUUGGAGUAUUCUGCAGGCAACCAGAGGCGGUAUUCUUUUGAAGUAGCUAAAUCCCAGAAGGGUGCGAGAUGAUUUAAGACUAUACUGUCUUUCCUUCUCUUUCGCUCACUCAGUUUGUGACCUAGGGAAAAAGACUAAACAUGACACACACACACACACUGAGGGCGCUGCUUAAGUGAGGAAUUAGCGAGGAUAAGCAAGCACUAAGCCUGAAGCCUGAGUCGGGAUUCCUUCCCACAAAUAUGACCCUGCACUUCCUUCCCUUCCCACUGUGCUAGAGACUGAACUCAGACCUCAUGCAUCUAGGCCAGCCUGUCACCGACCUGUAUCCCAGACCCAUGUCAUCUGUACCUUGCCACUGUAAGGGAGAAGUUUCUCUGGAGGAAUUAAAUUUCCAUGCCUUUA
Mus caroli (Ryukyu mouse) is the source of this 2533-nucleotide messenger RNA. RefSeq names its product nudix hydrolase 13 (gene Nudt13). The record is from RefSeq and is a predicted model, not a curated record. Lineage: Eukaryota; Metazoa; Chordata; Mammalia; Rodentia; Muridae. Gene Ontology annotation, molecular function: metal ion binding; hydrolase activity.